Oncorhynchus keta (chum salmon) is the source of this 1371-nucleotide messenger RNA. Its product is annotated as fibronectin-like. Gene Ontology annotation, molecular function: zinc ion binding; protein binding. Lineage: Eukaryota; Metazoa; Chordata; Actinopteri; Salmoniformes; Salmonidae. Bases 302 to 1309 code for a protein of 335 amino acids. The record is from RefSeq and is a predicted model, not a curated record. The transcript is spliced from 7 exons.
CUUGACUGGAGGCUGAAAGGGAUGAGUUGAGAUGGUUGAAGGAGGAGAAUUAGUUAACCAUUAAUAACAGAUAACAUUUAUGGUGGUGCAAAGUGUCACAAACCAAACCUGUUUUGAAGGAACACAUUUCAUACUCUACAGUUUCUAGAUCCCUGUUUACAGUCAAUGUUAGCAGAGAAUUCACAAGGAAAUCUCAACUCGUCGGUCAAGAGGAAGGGUCAGCGGGUGGGCUUCUCACAGAUUGAUAUGGGACCAGACCAGUCCUCUUCAGGAUUGUGAGGUCUCCUCUCUGAGAGUUAUAAUGAGUUAUCAUCAGGGGGCUGAGGGUGGAGCCAUCCCUAAAGAAAGACAGAAGGAUGGGUCACAAAACAAGGAUUUUGAUGAGACCAUGGACCCUGAUAUGAGGGGCCAAUCAGAGAGAGCAGAGUCUAUUUCCUCUGGUUUUCUAUCAAUGAAGACUGACAAAUCCAUGGAUAUCCCUGUUCAUUUCAAAGUAGCAGACUCUCUACAUAACAAAGGGCCAGUAGACGUAUCCUGUGAUAUCUGCUCUGAGGUCGAAGCUCUGAAGUUCUGUCAGACCUGCAGUGUGUCCUACUGUGAGACCCACAUCAGACAGCACUAUACAAUACCUAAACUAAAGAGACACACACUGGUGGAUGUGACUGGAGACCUGGUGCAGAAACUCUGUCAACAUGACUACAGUCCUCUGGAUGUGUUCUGCAGGACAGACCAGAUGAUGAUCUGUAGUCAGUGUGCAGAGACAAACCACAAAGGACAUGAUACCACCAUCCUCGAGACAAAGAAAGCAGGAAGACAGCCUAAGAGUUUUGAUAGAGACCAACACACAACGUUGGCCGCGGAUGAUGUGCUGCCCCCUCCUGGUGACUUCCAGGUCCUGUUGCUGACGUCAGACUCUGUGUCUCUGAGCUGGGGUCCUCCUGAAGAGUUGAAGGGACCACAGAAGUUCAGAGUGACCUGGGGUUGUGAUGUGGAACCGUGCAGUAUAGGGGUGAAAAAUGUUCAUGAAGUUGAAAUCAGCAGACUCAACCCUGGUAAAAAGUACCAGUUCAAUGUGGCUACAGAGGGAGAAGAUGGAAGCCAAAGCAGAUGGAUCUCAGCCUCCCUAUCCGCAGUACCUCCUGCUCCAGACCAGCUGAAUGUUGACUCAGUGGACACCACAUCAGCUGCUGUUAGCUGGAACCAGCCACCAGGAUUGGACCAAACCCAACAUCAGUACCAGAUCUCCUACCACUGUCCAGGGACAGAACCACACAUCACUACCACGUCUUCACCCAGCAUCACUCUCUGACCUGCAAGGUGGUACUCAGUACUCUGUCUCUGUCUGUACUGUGCUGGAAGAUGGAAGGACAA